CGGGAACAGUGGAGUACAUGCCCCGCAGGCCGACAGCUGAGGCUGGCAGCCGCUGGGAGGCAGCGGCAGAGGAGGAGGGGAAGGGCAGGCCGAGGCAGGUCGGGAGUCCCACUCUGAGGCUGGAGAGCCCCGACUUCACUGGGGUCGCCGCGCGGCCGCGGGCGGGAAAUAUGGCAUCGCUGGUGGACCGAGUGCGCGACAACGGGCGCAUCACCGCGGGGCUCUUGCUCAACCUUUUAGUGUCUAUCUGCAUCGUGUUUCUCAACAAAUGGAUCUAUGUGCACCACGGCUUCCCCAACAUGAGCCUGACCCUGGUGCACUUCGUGGUUACCUGGCUGGGCUUGUACAUCUGCCAGAAGCUGAACAUCUUUUCCCCCAAAAGUCUGCCGCCCUCCAAGCUCCUUCUCCUCGCCCUCAGCUUCUGUGGCUUCGUGGUCUUCACCAAUCUCUCUUUGCAAAACAACACCAUAGGCACCUAUCAGUUGGCCAAGGCCAUGACCACACCGGUGAUCAUCGCCAUCCAAACCGUCUACUAUAAGAAAACCUUCUCCACCAGAGUACAGCUCACGCUGAUUCCUAUAACUUUAGGUGUAAUCCUAAAUUCUUAUUACGAUGUGAAGUUUAAUUUCCUUGGAAUGGUGUUUGCUGCUCUUGGUGUUUUAGUUACAUCCCUUUAUCAAGUGUGGGUAGGAGCCAAACAGCAUGAAUUGCAAGUCAACUCCAUGCAGCUGCUGUACUACCAGGCGCCCAUGUCGUCCGCCAUGUUGGUGGUGGCUGUACCCUUCUUUGAGCCAAUGUUUGGAGAAGGAGGAAUAUUUGGUCCCUGGUCAGUUUCUGCUUUGGUUAUGGUACUGCUGUCUGGAGUGAUAGCUUUCAUGGUGAACUUAUCAAUUUACUGGAUCAUUGGGAACACUUCACCAGUCACCUAUAACAUGUUUGGACACUUCAAAUUCUGCAUUACCUUAUUUGGAGGAUAUGUUUUAUUUAAGGAUCCGCUGUCAAUCAACCAGGGUCUUGGCAUCUUAUGUACAUUAUUUGGCAUCCUCACCUAUACUCACUUUAAACUCAGUGAACAAGAAGGAAAUAAGAGCAAAUUGGUACAGCGUCCUUAACUGGGUGUUUG
Messenger RNA from Elephantulus edwardii (Cape elephant shrew), 1123 nucleotides. It is a transcript of the gene SLC35E3, whose product is annotated as solute carrier family 35, member E3. The record is from RefSeq and is a predicted model, not a curated record. Gene Ontology annotation, cellular component: Golgi apparatus. The transcript has 5 exons. Bases 18 to 1112 code for a protein of 364 amino acids. Gene Ontology annotation, molecular function: nucleotide-sugar transmembrane transporter activity; antiporter activity. Lineage: Eukaryota; Metazoa; Chordata; Mammalia; Macroscelidea; Macroscelididae.